AUGAGUGAGAAUCCAACGGCACGGACCUUCACCUGUCCCAACCCAGUCAACCUAAAGCGAACCGCCAACAGAACCCGACAAAGCAAGCGACCUCCAGAGCUUGCCGACCUGGACUUCGAGGUCGCAACCCAUUUCCUGCCCGCCGACUUCUUUCAGAAGGACGUCCGUGUGGGAUCCGCUCACCAUCUCAUCUUCUACACCCCCGAUCAACUGGAGCUGCUGGACAGGGCCAAGACGUGGUACUUGGAUGGUACCUUCAAGCUAGUCAAGCAGCCGUUGUGCCAGCUAUUUUGUGUCCAUGCUUUCAUCAAGGGCAACGCUGGCGAAUUGAAGCAAGUCCCCCUAGCUUUUGCCAUGAUGUCCAGGCGCACCAAGAAGGACUACAAGAAGGUACUGAAGGCUUUGAAGAAGAAACUGCCGUCUCAGGCUACCAACGUCCGUGAGAUGGUGGUUGACUUCGAGUCGGACCUUUGGUCAGCGAUCCGUGCCAUCUUUGAUGUGGACAUCAAGGGGUGUCUAUACCAUUGGACCCAAGCCGUGUGGAGGAAGUGCCAGGAACUGGGCCAAGCAAGCACAUCCAGCCCGCCUUCGACAGAAUGGCGGAGACAGCAGUCAACGCUACUUUCAUCAACCUCUGCAACUACAUCAGGGCGACAUGGCUGGAAAGCACCAUCUGGGGGCCUGAAAACUGGUCCGUAUUCAUGCGGAGCAUCUGUACUAACAACAAUGUGGAGGGGUGGCACCGCAGAAUCAAUGGGAGGGCGGGUCGACACAACGUGAACAGUCAUCUAAUCCUGAGCUUGGUCAUGUUUUUUAGCUUUUAGUUGGAAUGAUGAACAUGAUGCAAACUGUUCAAGACAAGCACCAAACUCAUCUGACUUAUCAGACAGUGAAUUGUACCGCAUGUACUUCAGCGACACAGCUAUUGAGGCUUUGAGUGAUAGUGAUGAAAGUGGAGAAAUCACAGAUGAUUCAUCAAAGUGCAUAAAUAGUCAUGCACAUGCACUUGAAACCACCUGCUUGGUGAUGUAAAAUGGUGGGUCAUUGCCCAUGGGGGAAAGUUGAGACCGUCAAGUAUACAGAAAGGAUGUAAAGGGGCAUGUUGAACUGUAAGAGCAAACGUAAGUACGAUUUGUUACCCUGGAAGGUCAAGAUCAAAUGAGGCAGGGCAGGUCAAGAUCAAAUGAGGCAGGGCUUUUCUACACCAUUUUGAGGAUGACCUGUAACCAUAUAUUACAUCUUCAGGCAGAUGGGUCUUAGAACCAC
Messenger RNA from Patiria miniata (bat star), 1266 nucleotides. RefSeq lists its product as uncharacterized. The transcript is spliced from 2 exons. Bases 1 to 780 code for a protein of 259 amino acids. Lineage: Eukaryota; Metazoa; Echinodermata; Asteroidea; Valvatida; Asterinidae. The record is from RefSeq and is a predicted model, not a curated record.